Messenger RNA from Hymenoscyphus albidus, 858 nucleotides. Lineage: Eukaryota; Fungi; Ascomycota; Leotiomycetes; Helotiales; Helotiaceae. The record is from the annotation of a GenBank genome assembly.
AUGAAAAAUCAGGUAAAUCUACUUAAAUCAAUGGCUUUGAGUCAUCGGCGUCUUCCUUCCUGUGCUAAUAUAUUCUUUACAGUCAGAGAAGCACACAGCCUCUGGUGGCACAAAUGAAAUCGACUGGGAAGCAGAAGAAGCGUGGUUGGAGGAGACAAGGGAAAGAUUGAGAACGGAGGACGAGGAAUAUCUGGAAGAACAGAGACAAGCGGAGGAGAAUCAACGGGCACUGGUGGCCGAAUGGGAGGAAGACGAGCGAGAGGAGAGAGAGGAGGAAGUGGCAUUCAGAGAGGCAACGAUGGAGGUGGAGAGAGAAGUCAUAGAAUUGGGGGAGGAGUUGAGGGAGGCGGCGAGAGAGAUGAGGGAGCUGCGCGCGCUGAUUGACGAGCCAGAAAGGGACUUGGUGGAGAUGGAGGAGGUCCUACGUUGGAGAAAUCCUGUUUUUGGGGCUCUACGUAUAUUAAAGGACUUGUUAAGGUCAUUUUGGCGCUUAUUUUGAUGAAGAAACGACACGAUGCCAGGAAAGUUUAUUCUGCUGAAGAUUUCAUGGUGAAGCGAAUGACUCCGUCAGGCUGCGGCUAAUUAGCGUGACUCGACAAAUUCAUAUUGCGAGUAGGUCCUGUAAUUUCACACCGUUCCUGAGCUUCGACAUUUCCCUAAAAUCUACAAGCAUUUUGUGAUACGGUAUGAAGAUUGGUACGCAUGUGCAAAUUCCAGACUACGUUCCCACUGUAUUGCUGUUCUGACUCAAUGCGCAGGCCCCCGAGAACUGCCCCUCCCCCUACAUCCACCAACGGAGAUACCAUGUCAUCUCAUAAUCCGAGCGCAAUCAUUGCUCCAGAUCCCCCCUGUAUUUGA